AUGUCUCCUCAGAGUAUCACCAGCGCUCCUUUGCCAAGCAGUACGCAGAUACGCUCCUUGCUGCCAACGAAUACACGGCACAACCUCACGAAAGGGGUCGCAGUUCCAACUUGGCUGGUAGACAAUACAAAACUUCCGGGAUCAAAACAACAGCCCUUCGUCCUCCUUCGCCUUCGUUAUGAUAACACGAGCCUUUGGACAGCUGAAGUUGGAGAAGUAUACAAGUACAUCACGACAGCAUAUCUGUUGCUGAUCACCAUACUGCCCGAUUCUUCUGAUCUGGCUACCCAGGAUCAGCCAUCACCGAAUCGGCUCCACCGGUUUUACUCCCUGCACAUUGCCAGCGAAAUAUGGUUCAUCAGGAUAUACGAUGUCUGGCUCUCCUGGAUACCCGGGCUCUCCCUGCUGUGGCUGAUGCCAGCACGCUCUGGUGUGCAUCGCUCACCAUGCACGAACGACUCCAACCCUGGCUCCUCGAAUCCGCAGACAAUCCAGAAAGAGUACACAGGGGCGCUUGAGAGAGGAUUAGUCAAGCAAAGAGUCAGAGGAAAGGGAAUCCGAGACAUACGCAAGCCCUACAAUGGCACCAAGAAAGAGAGGGACACGCAUUUCGAUACUGGCGAAAAAGCUUGA
Molecule: messenger RNA, 633 nt
Organism: Pseudovirgaria hyperparasitica
Lineage: Eukaryota; Fungi; Ascomycota; Dothideomycetes; Acrospermales; Acrospermaceae
Exons: 3
Coding region: 1-633 (210 amino acids)
Source: RefSeq, a predicted model, not a curated record